Messenger RNA from Ochlerotatus camptorhynchus, 1802 nucleotides. RefSeq names its product major facilitator superfamily transporter 18 (gene MFS18). Gene Ontology annotation, molecular function: transmembrane transporter activity. The record is from RefSeq and is a predicted model, not a curated record. The transcript has 4 exons. Gene Ontology annotation, biological process: transmembrane transport. NCBI's taxonomy places the organism in Eukaryota, Metazoa, Arthropoda, Insecta, Diptera, Culicidae. Bases 233 to 1561 code for a protein of 442 amino acids.
UCUCGAAAGGAAAACAUUCACCGUAGCUGCAUGAGAAAAAAAAAUAACAGCAGUUGUCUGGUUGGCGUUUAAAUUUAUAACAAUAUCCUAUACUAUAGAGAAUACAGUUCAUUACAAUUAUAUCGUAGAGGUGGCGUCGCGAAUAAGUUUACGCUUCAACGAUGAAGAAUUUAGGAACGGCUUAAAAACUGAUUGGAUGUGUUAAAAAAAAAGCGAGAAAAAAGGAAAAAAGAUGGUCAAGCCAACCCCGAUGGAGGAAAAGCUCAAGUACUCGCUACUGCGAGACAUGACCGACAGCCAGAGUAUAUGGACCAGAAAUGAAAAACGCACUUGGUUCCUGACGCUUCUGGCCGGAACAUGCAUGUUGUACUCGACGCGAACGACCAUGCCCCUACUGGUUCCGGCUGUGGCAUCAGAACGAAAGUGGAGCAAAACGGAUUCUGGGACCGUACUGAGUUCCUUCUUCUGGGGUUACACUUUGACCCAAGUGCUCGGAGGUUACCUGAGUGACAAAUUUGGAGGACAGAAGGUAAUAUUACUGUCCGCCAUCGGCUGGUCCCUGAUUACAUUCUGGAUGCCCAACAUCAUCACAUCGGCAUCGUACCUGUCCACCUAUUCAAUUCCGUUUAUCGUCGCCGUACGGAUCGCCAACGGAGCCUGCCAGGGAGUACACUUUCCCAGCAUGAUAAGCAUCACUAGUCAAAAUCUAAGUGCAACCGAGCGGACAAGCUUCUUCAGCAUUCUGACGUCCGGAUCGGCACUGGGUACGUUGCUGACCGGCAUCCUGGGGUCAUUCAUUUUGGACUACUUCGGUUGGCCAACUGUGUUCCGGGUGAUCGGAUUCCUGGGGCUCUCGUGGACGCUGUUUCUGCGCUACUACACGAUGGCCACCGAUCGCAGCAGGAUCAUCAACCUUUCCCAACCGAGCAGAAUAUGCUCUAAACUGGGUCAUUCGGAAACCGUCCCUUGGUUGAAGCUAUUCGGUAGGACUUCCUUCUGGGCGUGCGUCCUGGCGCAUGCAUGCGAGAUGAACUGUUUCUUCGUGCUGCUAUCCUGGCUGCCGACGUAUUUCCACGAAAAUUUCCCCCAUGCUAAGGGCUGGGUGGUAAAUAUGAUUCCCUGGCUGGCACUGCCACCCGUUACCAUUCUGGGGAAAGCAUUCACCGAAGCAUUGAUCUCCCGACAAUGGCCUCUGACGAGAAUCAGGAAGCUGGUGCAGAGUUUUUGCUUCCUCGGCCAGAACGUGGCCCUGUUCACCAUGUGUCACACGGAGCAGUUCAACAUUGCCCUGGCGUGUAUGUCAAUUAUUAUCGGUCUGUCCGGAUUCCACAACAACGCCGUGACCGUCAACCCACAGGACCUGGCACCAAGCCAUUCGGGCAGCGUAUUCGGCCUGAUGAAUACCGUCGGGGCUAUUCCCGGAUUCCUAGGAGUCUACCUGGCCGGGCACAUCCUCGAGCUUACGCAAAGCUGGUCGGCCGUUUUUAGCACGGCGGCGGCCAUCAACACCGUCGGUUGGUUCGUUUUUACGAUCUUCGGAAGCGCCGAAGCGAUCGUUUAAAACUUGUGCAUCACACAGCCGGAAGACGGACGAGCAGCCGGACAGCAAAACUUAGCGAAUUUUUUUUAAUAAUUGUAUUUAUAGAUUAUCAUGGCUACAAUCUGUGACUCAUUCCUAGCUGAAAACGUACCAAAAUACUCUCGCCGCAGCGGCGUGGGGUUCGAAACCGAAUGGCUCGAACGAAAUUUGUGGGUAUAAAAUUUCCAAAAUAAAUCAUUUAAAUAUAAAGUGACCGUAAAAG